UCAGUGCUCCUGGUCUGCUACACUGGCAGCUAACAGCUGAACACACUGCACGAGAGAGAACUGCACAAUUCAGCAGUAAGCCAUUGAGGGAGAGAGAGGGGGUUGAUAGACAGUGAGGAACAACGGUGCAGCCAAGGAAACCAAAGAAACACUCCUCUACCGAAUUCCCAAACCCUGGCCAGAGAAGAGAAGAGAAAGAAAAGCAGCAGGGACACAGCAUUCUUGGCUUUCAGUUUAAAAGAAGAGGAAAAAGAAAAUAAUGCGUUAGGCUGAAUCAUUUGCUUAAUAUACAAAUUCAAGGAGAACAACGUGACAGGACGUUUUUUUAUGCAUGAAUGCAUCUGGGAGAAGGAGGGAGCAGAAACAGGACCAAAGCGACAAUGAAGAUCAUGAAGUUGAUGCUUUCACUCAGCAUCCUUUUCCACAGUGCAUUUGCAGAGAUCACUUCAGCGAGUUCUCCUUCUAUCACUGCUGGGUCAUCGUCUACUAGUGGUGGAGGCACAUCAUCCAAUCUUAACCAGACACAGGCAACAGUUGCAGUCCCCACGGCAAAAAUUACUGCUGACAAGGCGACUGCAGAGCCUCACGUUUUAACCCAAACACAAUCCCAAACUUCCACCAUAAACAACCCAUCAUCAUCUCACAUUAGCAUCUCUAGUGGCCCUUCCACUGUUGCCCAUGCUGCUGCUACCUCAAGCCCCCCAAAGGCUACAAUACCAGUUACAACAGUUGCAACAGCUGACAGUGGCGGCACAUCAGUGGGAUUCCCUAAUACGUUCAAAGUACAGACACCUGAAGACGAUGUAGCUAGUACAAACUCCAGGACUGAGCCGUCGGUCAUUCUAACAAGUCCGUACCAUGCAGAAACAUCAAAUAUCCCAACAUAUCCUACAACAGAGCAAACUCAUGCAAACAUUACCAAGACGAGUGAAGGAGACACAAAGAAAACAAUCAUUCCAGUUACAACAAACUGGCAGAUAGAAUUAAGGACCACAGAGACUGGGAAGCCAGGGACCACCAGCACCCCCCAGACUCUGACAACAGGAUCUACUGUACCUGAGAACCUAAGUGGAACAACAUUACUGCAAACCUCUACUGCCACGACCACAGAUCCUCUGCAAAAUAUAUUUCUGUAUUCUCUAAACAGCAGACCUGAGAAAGAGAAAGACAAGGAGCUGGUGGAGAUGUGCAAGCGGCUGAUGGCAAAUAUGCAAGAUGGGAACUGCACCCUGAUAUGGAGGCAUAAAAAUGGCAAAAUACAGUUUGACUGCAUGGAAAUAAAUGGCAAAGUGAAAACCAGCAUCAUAACCCAGAAUUAUGAGGAAAUCUCCAAGAAACCACCAGAUAAUAAAACCCUGAUAGCCAUACUGGCCUCAUGUGGAGCCCUGCUCAUCAUGAUCUUUAUCCUUGCCAUCUGUGCCUCUCACCACCGCAGGUCAUACAAUGAGAACCAGCAACACCUUACAGAGGAGCUGCACACUGUGGAGAACGGUUACCAUGACAAUCCCACGCUGGAAGUGAUGGAGGUGCAGCCAGAGAUGCAGGAGAAGAAGGUGGCGUUAAAUGGAGAGUUCAACAAUGACAGCUGGAUUGUCCCCAUUAACAACCUGCUGAAGGAGGACAUACUUGAUGAGGAGGACACCCACCUGUAAGGUGCAGGGAUAAAGAAAGAGAAGAAGAGAAAAGAGAGGAUAACAGGACCUGGUCAGUUCCAGUCCAGUAAAACAAAAGCAAUCACACUUCUCAAUCAAUGCCAGCCCGACCAGCUAGUCUGACACUCCUGACCCUCGGAUCCUAUUGCUUGACAGGACAUGUAAUUAGACAAGUAACACCCACGAGUACUAAGCCACCACAAUAAUGGUGUUGACCUGCUCUGUUUGAUCCAUUACUGGGAAAUAAGGGUCAAAAUUCAAACACUGAUGACGAAGGAACAAUAAUAUGAGAUAUGUUGAACAUGAAAAAGUAAAAGGCAUGUUUGAAAUCCAAACAAUUUUGUGGGCACAAAAGUGCUUAUACAAUUGUUUAAAUAUAAGUUCUACUUCACUGAGAGCACAAUUCAAAGAUGUUUGUAUAAUUUAUUUCACAUAUUCAUUCAAAAAAUGCUGAAAGAGUCUCAAAACCCUCUUACAAAAACAGUUGUCUGGAUGUUUUUUGCAUUAGCUUUUGCAUGCAGACAGGCCCAAACUACAUGCUCCAUAGGUUCAGAAAGCAGAUCAGACCAGUAACAACUGCAUCAGCUGCUGGUUAGGUGGUUCCAGAGUAACCACCUAACCAUCUCAGGACACUUUAAAGCAUCCAGGUGAUUUCCACUACUGAAUGUGGGCCAUGAGGAAAACUGAGCACGGACAUAAUUCAUAAAUUGCAGAGCUGAACGGACAAUGCUUAAAGCAGAUGCAAUUGCAGGACUAAGAAACACUUUUAUCAAAAAUACUAUAGGAUUGUAGGGUGUAUGAAAAGCCAGAGGGGACAUAUUCCAAAUAUAUUUUGUCCAUAUGAUAACACAAAGGGCCUCAGCAAAAAACAUUUGUUUGUUUGUUUUUAAGUUGUGCGUAUGGGUGGAGAACAUGUUCCAUCGAUACAUUUUCUUGUGUUUUGAGUUGUCUUACAAGUAUGAAUAGAAUUUCAACAACUGUCGUAACCUGAGUUACCUUUUAAAUUUCUUAGCUUUUUUUCAAUUUUACUUAAGCUCUUUUUACUAAUUCUGUAUUUCAUUCAUUUGGAGCAAUACAUAUAAUAUAUAAAUACUCCUGCUAAAUGUUUCAAAAUGUUGGCCUUUAGAUAAUUUCCUAAAAUUAUUUAUUCUUAUGCUUUAGGUUUGGUUUGUGCUUUAACUCUCUGCCUCAUGACACAGAGUCUACCGACAGAUAGGAAUAAAGCACUCAUACGAGUAGCGUCAUGAGCUGUGGUAGAGCACAAAGAUGGUGUUGUGAAGGCAAAAUGGAUGCGACUUGACACAGCUGGUGGCUGCUAUGCACAUCAAUUAUUUUAGCCUGCUUCAUAUAGUAUAACAUUACAAUAAAAGGUGUCCUGAUCCAGGACCAGCAGAAAAACAUGCCAGUUUAACAACAUCUAUUACGGCUCAUAUCAUUUCAUCAAAAUCAGUGACAGGGACCUCCCCUGGUUGCAGUCAUCAAAUGCCUUGCUGUGGAAAGGAAUUAUUUUCCUAUCAAAACAUUUCAUCUUUAUUUCAGAGACAGUGCGAUACACAGGUGACACAGUAUUAACAGCACUGAUUUAGUUAGUCUCUUGAGUCCACUGCCGAUGCUGCUAAAGAUUCUAGCCUUUACUUUUUGGAUAUCUGAAAUCAGGAGCAUUUAUUUUGUGGAUUUGUUAUCCUAGAGCACUCAAUAAAUUCACAUAGCUAGCGUUCAUAAUGUCACAUUACACACUUUUCUGAGGUUAGGAGCUGUGAAUCUAACUUGCCAUUUUCAUACAGACUCCAGACAGUACUUAUAAUGCUCUUGCAUGAGGCUCAUUGAUUACAUGCUCACAUUUUCUUAGAUUUUCUUGGUCACCUCUUAGACCACACUUAUCUUUGGAUUUAGGACUCAAAGUUGCACAAAAAAACUAUUUUGAAACAAAUUAUAUACCAAAUAAUUAAUUGAUAGCUAUUGAUCAUGAAAAUAACUAUUAGUUGCAGUAGAGUCUCAACUGCUCUCCACUCUGGCCUUCCAUUAUAAUAAGAUAAGAAUACUAUGCAUUAUUUAAUAUAUAAAAAAUAUCACUAAUAUUAUAACAGAAGCAGGCUUGCCUUUCCGCACCAUUUCCAGUCCUUUCAGCUAACUCUCGUCAAGCAAGCAACAAUACUAAACUACCCCUCCAACAUUAGUGCCAGCCAUAAGCUUACUGUGGUGCUUGUCCUAUCCCCCAUUUAUCAACAGGUUUCAGUUCACUUCAGCUCCAUCUCACAAGUGUUUUUUACAGUAUGUCACUGCUUCACGCUCAUCAAGGUGAUUUUCACAAUAGUCUGCAAAGCAGGACACAAACUGAAAGCCACCAGUCAAGUGAUAAACCAGUUAAUUUCAGAAAGAAUGGAUUGAUUUUCCAUCCACUAGGAAAGUUUCUUGGGAGAGUAUGUCCAGAUUAUAAACUUUUGAAGCUAUCGGAUGACACUUUUUCCUAGAAAAUAUUACAAAACUGCCACCUACUCAGUCCAAUAACUAUUAUUACAAAUAAUGUAAAUUGAACAGAUGCCGAUCAACACUGGUAUUGGUAAGUACAGACGGUGUACCAAUAACUGUGCAUGUAUUUGGCAAAGGCUGUAAAUAGUAUGUAAAGGGUGUCGUUUUCACAGUUCUUGAUGCUUAAAAAUUCACCUAAGAAGUUAAUCUAUAUUUAGCUCCACUUCAAACUAUAUAAAAGUUAUUAAAUCACCUUGUCUACUCCAGUCCAACCAUUUUUGUGUUUGCAUGUCUAUAUUUUCAUUUAAAUCAUAGUGAUGAAUUUCACAAAAGUACCUUUGCUCGUAUUAUAUGUAUUUAUAAUUUGUUUUCUGCUGUAAGAAAAUGGCAGGGGUCUGACACACUGGAGGCUGUAAACUGUCAACUGUCUUGGCGGUCAUGUUCAAAUUUGCCAAUAAAGGAAGUGUUUUUCCACUUUG
This is a messenger RNA of Pleuronectes platessa (European plaice), 4600 nucleotides long. It is a transcript of the gene podxl, whose product is annotated as podocalyxin-like. Gene Ontology annotation, cellular component: apical plasma membrane; microvillus membrane. Lineage: Eukaryota; Metazoa; Chordata; Actinopteri; Pleuronectiformes; Pleuronectidae. The coding region runs from base 336 to 1652 and encodes 438 amino acids. The record is from RefSeq and is a predicted model, not a curated record. The transcript is spliced from 8 exons. Gene Ontology annotation, biological process: regulation of microvillus assembly; negative regulation of cell-cell adhesion; positive regulation of cell-cell adhesion mediated by integrin.